Messenger RNA from Brassica oleracea var. oleracea, 1004 nucleotides. RefSeq names its product elongation factor 1-beta 1. Gene Ontology annotation, biological process: translational elongation. The record is from RefSeq and is a predicted model, not a curated record. Gene Ontology annotation, molecular function: translation elongation factor activity; guanyl-nucleotide exchange factor activity. The transcript has 6 exons. Gene Ontology annotation, cellular component: cytosol; eukaryotic translation elongation factor 1 complex. Lineage: Eukaryota; Viridiplantae; Streptophyta; Magnoliopsida; Brassicales; Brassicaceae. Bases 105 to 788 code for a protein of 227 amino acids.
UAAGACUGGUUUAGGAGUUUCUAGAGUUUAUACACACACUGCUUUUUAAAAACGCAUAUAUUCUCUGUCUUUGUCUCUUCCACUUCAGCAUAAUUUGAGCAUCAAUGGCGAUUACGUUUUCAAACCUCCACAGAGAGGAAGGUCUCAAAGCCGUCGAGGAACACCUCUCUGGAAAAACUUACAUCUCCGGCGAUCAGCUUUCAGUGGAUGAUGUGAAGGUUUACGCUGCCGUGUUGGAGAAGCCAGGUGAUGGCUUCCCAAAUGUUAGCAAGUGGUAUGAUACCGUUGCUUCCCACCUCGCUAAAAGUUUUCCCGGGAAAGCUGUCGGAGUGAAAAUUGGUGGCUGUGUUUCUCAGUCUGGAGCUCAGAAAGCUGAGGCACCUGCUACUGCUGGAGCUGAUGCUGAUGAUGACGAUGAUAUUGAUCUUUUCGCUGACGAGACUGAGGAUGAGAAAAAGGCUGCAGAAGAGAGAGAAGCUGCUAAGAAGGACACCAAGAAACCUAAGGAGAGUGGAAAGUCGUCUGUGCUUCUUGAUGUAAAGCCGUGGGAUGAUGAAACCGAUAUGAAGAAGUUGGAAGAAGCUGUCCGUAGUGUUCAGAUGCCUGGUCUUUAUUGGGGAGCUUCGAAAUUGGUACCGGUUGGUUACGGGAUAAAGAAACUCACGAUUAUGAUGACAAUUGAGGAUGACCUUGUCUCUGUGGACAACCUCAUUGAAGACCAUCUCACCUCAGAGCCUAACAACGAGUACAUCCAAAGCGUCGACAUUGUCGCUUUCAACAAGAUUUAGAAGGAAAGUAUGUCGCCGAGUUCACAGUUUUAAGUGUUAUUCACGGUCUUCUUCUUGUCCUUCUGUCCUACAAAUGGCUUUCGUGUGUUUCUCUAAAUCGUUUCCUUCAUGUUGCAAAGAGCAACUUUGGUGUUUAAACUCUAAGCUUCACUCAGAGUCUCUUUAACUCUUGCAAGACGAAAUGCUGUUAAAUUAAAAUGUUGUUGGCUUGUGGUA